This is a messenger RNA of Tigriopus californicus, 1142 nucleotides long. Its product is annotated as poly [ADP-ribose] polymerase tankyrase-like. The transcript has a single exon. The coding region runs from base 74 to 1015 and encodes 313 amino acids. Lineage: Eukaryota; Metazoa; Arthropoda; Copepoda; Harpacticoida; Harpacticidae. Gene Ontology annotation, biological process: RNA processing. Gene Ontology annotation, molecular function: protein binding; RNA binding; RNA nuclease activity. The record is from RefSeq and is a predicted model, not a curated record.
UGCUGGUUGGUGUGAAAACAAUUUUGUUUGCCAACCAAAUGUGAAAAAGGCCGCUUUCUAAAUCAAAUCAGCCAUGUCAAUGCUCACAGUAUUCUACUACACUCCGUUGAAGGCAGGAGACAUGACUGAGCUCAUUCAAGCGGCCAGAACGGGCGACCUAGACGAAGCCAUUCGGUUGGUUUCCAAGGGGGCAGAUGUGAACGAAAUUGGACCGCAAUACAACUUGACCCCACUUCACCUGGCUUGCCUCCACGGACAUUUGGAGGUUGCUCAAUUCCUCUUGGAUAAUGGAGCCAACCCCGAUGCUCAAGACAACUGGCAAUGCACGCCUCUCCACAAUGCAGCGGGGGCGGGACACGAGGAGAUCGUGAAGGAAUUGUGCGAGGUGGGAGCCGACUUGCAUGUGCGAUGCACCAACAAGGGAAAGACCCCGGUGGAUAUUGCGCGGGACAAGGGCAAGUUCAAUGUCGUGCCCAUGCUUCAAGAUUACAUAAGUGUCCGCAGUCGGGAGGGGAAACAAGCCCAACUAGACCGAGUCGCCAAUGCUCAAAUGGUUGGAGCGGGCAGUGGAUCCAAGCCGGUAGUCCGAUGGAAGGACAAGGAGGCCGUAGGCGAACCCUCCUAUUCCACAAAUGGCCGCAGCACCAACGGCAACAAUCAUUUCGAGUUGCCUGGUCAAAUUUACAGCCGAUCGAACAGCCGGGAGGGAAGCGCCAAAUACAGCGAAGAAAAAAGCAAGCUUCAAAAAGAGAUCCGACGUUUGGAGCUUCAAGAGCGAAUACACCGAUUGGAGAAGGAAAAGUCCAAGACUUGGUCCGAUUUUGAGCAAAAACGAGGAAAAUACGACCAGGAGUUGGAAAAUCUGGCUAAGGCCAUUCAGAAACUUAAGGCAGACAUGGACUCGGUGGCAGAUCAGCGAGAAAAUGAGCUCGGAAAAAUGGAGAUUCGUAUCAACGAACUUGACGAGAACGCUUACAAAAUGGUUCAAGAAUGGAACUCUGAUGACGAAAAUUGAUGCGGCAAAUUGCAGUUGCAAUUUUUGGUCGGUUAUCCACUUCACCGCUCACUACUUGCCCACAGUGGUUGUAAUUUCUGAUUAAGUGUACUUAUGUUCAAAUGCCGAAUAAACUAUAAACUAUCGA